AUGUUCACUACAACAUCUAUCGCACUGCUCUCCGUUCUCUUCUUCGCUGCAUCAAGCGUCCUCUCCAUGCCCACCUCCUCCAAUGUCACGCUCUCCACCCGUGACGCAGGACAGACAGUUCACUGUGGCACCACUUCCGACGCUACUUUAUCCGACUGCCAGGCACUCGUCGAUCUCGACACCUGGAAUGCCGCUUAUGCUGGAACAUCGAACACUUGCCACUACACCAACAUCCCCUUUGCAGAGUAUAACCAAGUCGCAUACAACGUCGCUUGCCACGGAAACUGCUGCGCUUACUACGCCGCCGGACCACGUACCACCGUCAGCGUCGACUCCACCACCAUCCGUGAGCGUGCAGCCAGCCUCCUCGGAUGUGGCGACAGCAGCUCGAACAAGAUCAACGGGCUUGAGGUCUCAGACGGUGAUGGGUCUGGUGUAUGCUUGAGCAGCGGAAGCGGAUGUGGAGAUUGCUUCGACGAUGCCGAUUUUACUUCUGGUUCAUAG
Molecule: messenger RNA, 504 nt
Organism: Stereum hirsutum FP-91666 SS1
Lineage: Eukaryota; Fungi; Basidiomycota; Agaricomycetes; Russulales; Stereaceae
Exons: 4
Coding region: 1-504 (167 amino acids)
Source: RefSeq, a predicted model, not a curated record